UUGACGUCAUGCAGCUCUGUUGUCUAUGAAGCGCGCAAUGUAAAGGCGCAACCGCGAACAGACCAUAUAUAUAUAUGCUUGUUUUGACGUAUUUGUGUAAACACAGAUAAACAGCCAACGGUCACUAAUCCACAAACAGCAACGAAGAGAUCUGCUCUUAUGUUACCGGUUCGUGUCCGCGCAGGUGUGUCAGAUGAUGGUUCUGGACGGGUUAGGGAUCUGCGGGAAGAGUCUCAGCACGGCUGCGGCUCAGGGGAAUGUGGACUCGGUUCGGCGGAUUCUCCAGGAUCACCGGGUCGAACCGGACACGCUCAAUGAGUUCGGGAAAACCGCACUACAGGUGAUGAUGAUGGGCUGCACCAGUGUGGCAUGUGUGUUACUGGACCAUGGUGCUGACCCAAACGUCCAGGACCGCUGCGGCGUGACUCCGGCGCACGAUGCGGCCCGCACGGGGUUCCUGGACACAGUGCGAGUUCUGGUGGACUACGGCGCCUCAGUCAAUGUUCCCGACCACAGCGGUGCGUUACCCAUCCACAUCGCCAUCCGCGAGAGCAACUGGGACGUGGUGGAGUUUCUGGCCCCGCUGUCGAACCUGGGCCACCAGGACAACACAGGGUCCAAACCGCUGGACGUGGCCCGGGAUGCCUGCGCUCCGGAGAUCGUGGAGCUGUUAGAGCACCUGAUGGCGAGCAGUUCGAAUUGAAGAACUAUACAUUACCAUUUUGUAAUUUAUAGUAAUAUGUUGGAUGUUGAUAUAUAUUUCCAUAGUUGGUAGUUGAACUCGUAAUAUUAGCUGGAAUGUGUAGCGCCAGUUUUGCACAGAGCAAAUCCCUGCACUGAAUUCAAGGAGAGCCACUCUCCUUCAGUCAUGUCUGGGUUUGCCAGGCACACAUGUAAAUAACUUCAUUUUGGUAUUUUGCUAAAUAUUUCUGUGCAGAAACUUGAAUUGUUAAUAUUUUUAUUCCUGUAAAUUCAUUCCCUGCCAUCCGUGCACUGAUGAAUUCACGUUUUGUGUGCAAGUUUGGUUGGAGUGUUAACAUCAUCUGUAAAUAACAUUGUAUGAAAUUAUUUUACUUAUUUAUUGAAGAGUUGUAUAUUAACGUUAUGUUUACUGUGGUAUUUCAAAUGUUAUUUAUUAAGGUGUUUAAUAAACUGAAAACUCA
Messenger RNA from Pimephales promelas (fathead minnow), 1163 nucleotides. RefSeq names its product cyclin dependent kinase inhibitor 2D (gene cdkn2d). The record is from RefSeq and is a predicted model, not a curated record. NCBI's taxonomy places the organism in Eukaryota, Metazoa, Chordata, Actinopteri, Cypriniformes, Leuciscidae. Gene Ontology annotation, molecular function: protein binding. Gene Ontology annotation, cellular component: nucleus.